AAUCCGCGUGCAGUCUCCAUGGAAACGCUAAACUAUAGGCACCCGGAAGAGAAGAACAGCGACGCCUUCCAAAGAAAGUAUAUAUAAAACUCUAAAAAUACUUCACCUUCUCGUCCAAAUUUAGCGAAUAAUACAGAUGGAGGUUCUUGCGUCCGUGCAUGAUCUCCAGGCGCUGUCCGCCCUGCUCUCCCCAAACGAUGAAGAUGAGGAAGAAGAUCUCCAGAAAGUGAAGCCCGUAGCUAAGAUGGGCCCGGGACAUAUCGGCUCUCCUGCUGCUCCUUCGGGGAAAAAACACAACGAAGGUAGCACUGCCUAUGUGAAGAAGAACAGCAAAGGCAUCUGGGAUGAGGAUGAAGUGACUGAGGGGGCGCAUUUUGAUGACCUCGCCGAUCCACGGCCACAGCCAGAGUACGAGAUUGUGCUGAAACAGUCUGUUGGGACUGAAGAUUUGUUUCUUGGCUUGAGUGGAAAGGACCCUUCAUCCAUGUGUUGUGACAGCAUGCUGGUAAGAGUUAAACUGCCAGAUACAAGAGCAUCUGAUUUGGUGCUGGAUGUGAGGGAGACGUUUCUUGACCUCAGAACUCCAAAGUAUAAAUUGGGCCUUCACCUGCCUCACCCAGUCCACAAACAUGAGGGGAAUGCCAGAUUCAUCAUGGAGAGAGAAGAACUGGAGAUCACACUGCCCAUGAACAGACCAAUGGACUGCAUCAACCUGACCUGAGAGAGACAGAGAGAGCGAAUUGACCAUGGGAAUAGACACUUCAGAAUAUGCAGUGUUGACAACAUCAAGUUCUACAGCCUUUCAUUGACAGUCUUGGAUCCAACCUGGAAACAUGAUCAAUGAAUUAAUACACAUAUCAAGUUUUUUAGCUCUAAAACCAGGAAAUAAACAUUUGGUUCAAAUGUUUCCAAAUCAGCAGCUUAGAUAAAGUGGAAAGGAACAGGUGCCUGCAUGUGUAAGAAUUCCCUUCUUAUGUUGCUGUCCUGUUAUUCUGUAUUAUAAAAUGUAUUCCUCUUGUAAUUUUCAGCAUUAUAAAAUGGUGAAUCCUUUUAA
Megalobrama amblycephala (Wuchang bream) is the source of this 1054-nucleotide messenger RNA. It is a transcript of the gene dnaaf6, whose product is annotated as dynein axonemal assembly factor 6. Gene Ontology annotation, cellular component: cytoplasm. The transcript is spliced from 6 exons. The record is from RefSeq and is a predicted model, not a curated record. Gene Ontology annotation, biological process: axonemal dynein complex assembly; flagellated sperm motility. NCBI's taxonomy places the organism in Eukaryota, Metazoa, Chordata, Actinopteri, Cypriniformes, Xenocyprididae. Bases 137 to 721 code for a protein of 194 amino acids. Gene Ontology annotation, molecular function: dynein intermediate chain binding; protein-folding chaperone binding.